AUGAAUGGAUCAUUUGACCUAGCAGCUUAUUUAGUGAUAUUACUAGUCGCGUCUGCCUUGGCGAACGUCGACGAGGACUACGAUUAUACAUACACAAACUUCUUCCCGGAGCUGUCAAACCAUCGCUCAGGACUGGACUCCACGGACGCGGACCCCCACGAAAUUCACGAAUUCCGCAAGGCUGUGCCAAAGUUGGCCACGGUCCGGGACGACGACGGCUUGCUGUUUAGGUCCACGACACUACGGCCGAUCAUCACAUUGAUAAACGUGAGCGGGGCCGACCGAAGGUUGGGUCAAACGACAGUCGUUAAGAAACACGGCGGUGUACCUUGGCCUUACGCUACAGACUUUAAUCGUAAAGUGCUAUUUCCAUCACCUAACCUAGGGUCGGCUUUAAAUACUAUCGAUGCAUCCGACGAACAAGGCGCCAAAAUCAGAGGUAAGGUUUAA
Rhopalosiphum maidis (corn leaf aphid) is the source of this 450-nucleotide messenger RNA. RefSeq lists its product as uncharacterized. The record is from RefSeq and is a predicted model, not a curated record. Bases 1 to 450 code for a protein of 149 amino acids. The transcript is spliced from 2 exons. NCBI's taxonomy places the organism in Eukaryota, Metazoa, Arthropoda, Insecta, Hemiptera, Aphididae.